AUGCUCCAGCUGAUACGGACCCUGUGCAACCGUCCUGAUCUCUGCGAGAAAAUCAGCAGCGUCGACCUCGACGACUACACCAAGACAGGACCCCCACAACUACUUCCUUGGAUUGCCGAGUGGCGUUGUCUCAAGAGGUGUCGCAAAAUUGUCGCCGCGGAAGUUUUCGACGAAAUCGUUAGCGACGAGCAUGCAGACGACGUUCAACUACUAUGGUCCAAGAACCACCGCUUCCUCCUCGACGUACUCAUUGCGUCUUGUCCCAACAUAAAGAAGCUGAGCCUGAGGUUGCCUGGAAGCGAACAAGACCCGCUAUUUAUCAUCUCCGGCAGCGAAGACAUAACCUUAUUGGACCUGUUCUCGGGUGUGUCUCGAAGAUUGCUCGGUGAACAACUCCAGAGCCUCACGAUCCGAGAGACGGACAGUCACACGACGCUGUUCAGGACACCGAACGUGACCCUAGCAUUCUUCUCUAACCUGACGCAUCUCAGCAUACCUACAGAUGUUUUGAUUUUUAUGGAUCGAAAACCGACUGCUGUGAGCCAAGCGCUACCAUCAAGCCUUCGCCAUCUGCAUAUCAAGCCUUGCAGUCUCUAUGUUUCCCUCUGGUUCCCGAGCUUUGCCGCAGCAUGUGUUAAAGGUGUGCUCCCUAGAUUGUGUCACGUUGACUUCCACUUCCGAACCAGCCUGAAAGACAGCUUGAUUUGGAUUGAUCAGGGCCGCGGUCUUCUAAGUUCAAUGAGGGACCUCAUCGAUCUCUUAAAACGCAAGCAUGGAAUCUCUCUGCGGGGCUAUAAUGAAUCUGGCAUUUGUACAGGCGAUCUUCUCGAGGAACUCGACGCCUGGUCACACCUCUCCACUACCGAGCUGUGGUAUCCAGCGGCAAAAGACGCGGAGUUCUCUUCAAUUGUUGCAAGGUCGAAGGAGGGCGCUCCUCGACGCAGGACUGAGGAGGAGAUUCGUACAUAUAUCAAGCGCGAUCGACUUUCUCAGAAGUUGGUAUUCACACGCAAAUACAUCUUCAAGCCUGAUGUCCAACUUCAAGUCACUGCACCGAGAUCAUUUUCCACCAAUGUGGAGGAGCUACCAAAGAUAGUGACGCCGAGGUUUUCGAACGAAUUCGCACGUUGGCUAGCUUCCGUUGCAGCUGCCCAGCGAAUGUCUGAGCCGACACUUCGCGGUGCGCUAGCACAUCUGAGUCUGAGCUCACAAUUCGAGGAGGAGAAACUAGCCAUCACCACAGCGGUCACAUUCCAAGCAUCCAACCACUGGCCCCUCCCUCGUGUUGCGUUUGAUUCAAAUCAAUGGCUUGGUCUAAAGUUCUUCGAAAACGUACGAUCAAAGAUGGGUAAAAUAUCGGUAAUACCCAAACGCAAGAGCAAUCACAAGAGGGAGCACACGGUGGCGCGACCAAGCAGCAAAGUUCGACGUGUGAAACCGAAACUGUCGGAUUAG
This is a messenger RNA of Paraphaeosphaeria sporulosa, 1455 nucleotides long. RefSeq lists its product as uncharacterized. The transcript is spliced from 3 exons. The record is from RefSeq and is a predicted model, not a curated record. Lineage: Eukaryota; Fungi; Ascomycota; Dothideomycetes; Pleosporales; Didymosphaeriaceae. The coding region runs from base 1 to 1455 and encodes 484 amino acids.